Messenger RNA from Aegilops tauschii subsp. strangulata, 1371 nucleotides. RefSeq lists its product as uncharacterized. NCBI's taxonomy places the organism in Eukaryota, Viridiplantae, Streptophyta, Magnoliopsida, Poales, Poaceae. The record is from RefSeq and is a predicted model, not a curated record.
AUGGCCACGGGAGGCGCGGUCGAGGAGACCGUUGCCUUCCCUGACUGGGUUGUGCUGGAUCGCUACGGCCGCACGUACUGCCACGACGACCUAGACAGUGCUCGUGAGGCCGCCAACGAGAAGAAGACCGCCUUGAAUUCGUCACCGGCACCGGCCACCGCUGUUGCUUGCUCAGCCAAACCCGAGCCCCCGUACCGCUUUCCCGCCUAUCCCUACCUCCGGGCAACCCACGAGGACCUCGUCCUCUUCGAAAUCUCCUUGCCGAGCCAGACGUGCUUCGACGGUGACCCAUCAGAUCUGUUCGUCUAUACCGUCGCGGGUCCUUCCCCCUCGGUGCAGCGGCUCCCUCUGUACACUGAGCCCAGGGAAUGGCCGUUCCUGAGGUCUAGAAAAAACACAGGCAUCCUGCGGCUCGCCGGCGACCGAUACAUCGUUGCCGACCUUAGGGUCUACUGGAAAAAAAAGGAGGGCUCUGACAAUUAUUCCGUGCUUGCCGAACUCUGCGUCUUCAACUCCAUGACUGAGAAGUGGGAACUCUUCCUCGAGAUGCCCGCCCCGCAGCCGCAGGACCAGGGCAAUGGCGGCCUGUUCCCCAUCCUCUGGACAACCAAGGAUGUGCUCGCUUUCGACGACCGGUUCCUCUGCUGGGUCAACUACUUGAGCGGCGUCCUGCUGUGCGAUUUCACCGAUGCAGCCUCCCCGGUGCUCAACUUCGUGCCUUUCCCCGGAGGACAAGAUUACCCCGACAAGCAACACAUUGCAAUGGGCCUCGCGAAUUAUUACCGAAGAUUGUCCAUCAGCCAAGGCAUGAUGCGCUUCAUCGACAUUGACCAUGGCUAUCAGGAGAGAGUCCACGUUGGCUGGCGCCAGCGGCUCGAGAGAGGGCAAGGGCAGCAGGAGCCGCAUCCCCUGAAGAUCACCAUCUGGACAUUGAAAGUGAUGGGGGCUGUUGGUGACCCCAGGUUCGAGUGGGAGGUGCAUCGUGUGAUCAACCUGGAUUGUCUCUGGGCGCAACGUGGUUACCAAGCUCUGGGCAUGCGUCCGUGUCUUCCCGAGUUCCCAGUCGUCCCCGCCGAUGACCCGGAUGCCCUGUGCUGCCUGUUGAGGGACGAGAAGCUACUUAUCAAUCGACAGCUCUAUGGACACUGUGAUGCUGAUGCCCGGGCACAGCCGUGGAUGAUCAUGGUUGACAUGAACCAUGCAUAUUUGCGGUCAUGUGCUGAAUACAUCAAUCAACAGCCCUACGGUCGUCCUAAUGAGAGCGUGAAUGCAAAAGCUGUGAAAGUUCACGAAAACUUCUUUUCCAAUACGCUCCUACUUCCAGCUGUCUUCUCCAAAUACCUUGAAACGCCAAAAGGUAGGCUCUCUUAA